AAACUAAUUGACGCUGAAGAGAAAUGGAAGGUUUCAAUUCAAAGCCGACUUUCUAUCGUUUUCCGCACCCUAUUGAUCGUUGGGCUUCUUGCCUUCAUCGGAUUCCUCAUUCAUAUGACUAUUACAUCAGAUAAAAGUUACACCGAGGUAGAACUUACGAAAGUAGUAGAACUGGAGUAUCCUGAAAAUGAAAUGACGACGGUGGACGAUUCUGAGAACAACAUCUUUGUUCAAAUAUCACCCUUCAGCCUAGAGGAAGAAGUUCCUGACGACAUACUCCGUACUCUCUACAAAGAGGCCUAUGGAAAUAUUCCCGAUCACCAGUCAUCUCGUUUGAAGCGUCAAGUCGAAACGGAAACCAUCGAAAGCUGCAGAGAAAGACAUGAAAAAUGUAAGUUUCUCUUGGGUGAGUUAAAAAAAGUGACAAAAGAUGUCUCGCACCAAAUGCACGAGAUUCGAAAGUUGAUAUCACAGAUCAACUCGAUCCAUAAACAAGAAGUCCUCACCGUGGACAAUACAAAUAUUACCGCUUUGGACUUUGUUACGUGUGUGAAAUGCGAGAAGCUGGAAUCCCAAACCACAAGGGUUAAUUCCUUCACGGAAAAUUCACAAAACAAUAACGAGACCAGCUCAUCUGUAUUGAUUACCGAUUCAACAAGUCCACCGUCGAAUGACCCUUCGACAAUCCCUGGUCAUAACGAUGCUGCCGAGUAUUCAGAUGAUUCUCCGGUGAACGACAAGACACAGCAGGCCAAGGUUUUCCAAAACUCAAUCACGGUACCGGAAGACGUGAAAGUCCACAGCGCAGAGAGCGAUUUCUUCUUCAGGCACAGCCAAUUGAAUCAAACCUCCGGUUCGCAAUUUCAAUGGCCAGAUAAGCUUAGAAUAGAUCCUGAAGUAGUCAAUCCAGGUACGAGCGGUUUAAUCGUUCACGAAAGUGUUUCAACAACAACGGAGGAUAAUUCAGCGGCCUUGCCAACGUCAACCGCGAAGAUGGACGAUAAUCCAUCGCUCACUAACUCAAAUGUUGACAAACGUAUAAGGCUGCAUAGGCCGAAGUCGAACUACGAACCAAAUGGAAACGUCAUACCAACGGCAGAGACGACGAAGACCAGCCAACAGGUAACCUACACCCCAAACGUGAGCUGGAUGCCGUAUCCUCUCUGCGUCUACGGGCCACCGAAUCCUCCACCUCAGUCGCCUGUGAUCCAGCCGAUACAAAAUCCCGGCUUCCAGUUCGUCCCGGUGCAGUACCAGCCCACUUCAGUACCGGUUUCGCCACAACGAUACGGACCCACGGGAUCCGGAAUCCAAUAUUUCCCUGUUGCUUCCGGCCCUCAGCAGACAUCAGCGACAGGCCCAGCUCGGCCAUUCUACUGCACAUACGUGCCCACCCCAUCAUUUCAAUUCCCGGUGGUCCCAGGAGUGUCAGAGUUCCAAAGGUCCGUGCCCGAAACAGCAGCCCCAGAAAUCGACCUCGUCAGUCAAGAUAAGUUCGAAGAUGAGGAGCCAAGGUCAAGAGAGUACACCGCUGGAUGUCCUCCGAACAUGAAAGCAUGCAGUGAUCUCAGUAAAUGCAUUCCAAAAUCGGGCUGGUGUGAUGGUUUGGUAGAUUGCACUGAUGCCAGUGAUGAAACCCGGUGUUCCUGCAGAGACCGGGUGGACAGAGAACGACUGUGUGACGGCUACUUCGACUGCCCUCUUGGCGAAGAUGAGCUCGGAUGUUUUGGAUGCGACUUCCAUUCUUUUAGUUGCGAUGACGCGGAGAGGCGUCAACGCUUGGGUAAUUGCCUACCACUUGCUCAGCGUUGUGACGGCUUCCCACAGUGCCCUAACGGGAAAGAUGAACUGUACUGCAACAUCAUAACUCACUUCAUCGAAGAACGUAAUAUGUUCGCAGUUGGUUACACAACCGGAUACCUUCACAGGAACUGGAAAGGCCAAUGGUAUCCAGCUUGCACCCCGUCAACACUGUGGGCCAACGAUGCUUGCCGAGCUGAAAUCGGCGAUGAUAAUUAUAGAGAUUUUCCAUAUGUCGAAAAAAUUAAACUUCGACAGAAAUACGCCGGUCCGUACGUCGUUCAAUUACCUUCCAACGAAAUCCAGAUAGCACCCAACUGUUCGGGCAAAGCAGUCUUCGUUAGAUGUCCUGAAAUACCAUGCGGUACCAGAGUAUCAUCACAGCACAUCAAUCCGAUUUUCAGUUUUUCGCAAUCCGUGCCAUUUUCGAAGCCCAACCCAUUGAUCCAAGAUUUUCGCAGUAAGUCAGGGGGUGAAAAACUCGAUGAUUCAAAUCAGCACGAGCUGGCAGAUGGCAGCGGGGUAGAUUCACUUGAAAAUCACUCGGCAUCGAGCCCUGGUCUAAACGCCACCAGCCUUACAAAUGACGAUGAUAUUAUCGUCAGUGAAUCUAGAGUGGUCGGCGGUCAUCCGAGUGAACCAAAAGCUUGGCCAUCACUAGCCGCCGUGAACAGAGACGGUAGCUUUCAUUGCGGUGGCGUAAUUCUGGACGAGAUAUGGGUCCUAACAGCGGCCCAUUGCAUCGAUGGCUUCGAAGCGCACUACUUCGACAUACAAGCUGGAAUGCUGAGGCGGUUUUCCUACUCACCGAUGGAGCAGUCUCGUAAGGUUAGCCACGUUGUGAUGUACCCGACAUAUGACAGAACAGUCAUGAAGAACGACUUAGCCCUACUGCGUCUGGAAGCACCUCUGCACUUUAACCGUUGGGUCAGACCGGCUUGUCUCCCAGAAAUCACAACAGCUGGAGCACAUUGGAGAACAGGACCAACACCGGACACAACCUGCGUUUCCGCAGGCUGGGGAUCACUAGUCGAGCACGGUCCUGAUCCCGACCAUCUUCGGGAAGUUGAAUUACCAAUUUUGCCGAACUGCAAGUACCCAGCGGAUCAGAACGAAGCGGAAAUUUGCGCAGGGUCACCAUCAGGCGGGAGGGAUACGUGCCAAGGAGACAGUGGCGGUCCACUGAUGUGCAGGAAUCCGAAUUCACCAUCUCAAUGGUACGUAGCGGGAAUCGUGAGCCACGGAGAAGGUUGCGCUCGUCCAAACGAGCCUGGUGCAUACACAAAAGUGAGCCGAUUUGUUGAGUGGAUAAACAGGACGCGCUUUCAACGCAAAAUGCCGAAGUACAAACCACUUGCACGUUGUCCUGGAUACUACUGCCACAGUGGAUCACGGAAGUGUUACUCGGCAAAAAGACGCUGUGACAAAAUCGUCGACUGCAUGGAUGCUGAAGAUGAGUUCAACUGUCAUAUGUUCCCAGAUUUUCCGAUAUAUUGGAAUACUAAUUCCAGCAGGUUUGAUACCGUCGCGGCUACUCGGGAAGAUUUUUCUACUCAGACAGAAAUAAGCCAGGAAGAAACUGUUGAUGGGGAGAUGACUACUCUAGAUUUGACUACAGAACCGUCAUCCACUUCUCAGAGUGUUCCAAGAUCAACGACAACUAUCGAGCCCACGACAAUACAACCUAUAAAACAGAUCGUUACCGAAGAUGACAUUGCGGAACAGAACAUUAUAGAUCAGGACAUUGCGAAACAGAACUUUACAGAAAUGGACAUUACAGAACAAAGUGAGGAAUAUAUUACAACUACUCAGCAAACUGACGAAAUCAUGACGACUGUUCCCGCAGAAGCGAUCAGUACCGUUUCACCGCCAACAAACCGUCAUCAUUUCAGCUGCCGGAUAGUGAUACAAACUAUCGACUUAAUAAAGCGGUGCGACAGGAUAGUUGAUUGUCAGGAUGGUACAGACGAAGUUGACUGCACCUGUAGAGAUUAUCUCAGUAGAAUUUAUCCUGCCUCAAUUUGCGAUGGCCACAUAGACUGCUUCGACAGUACUGAUGAAGAAAAUUGCGACAUAUGUUCACCGAAAGAAUUUCAUUGCAAAAGAAGCGGUGAGUGCGUACCAAUAGAGAAGAGAUGCGACCAAAUAGCAGAUUGUGCAUUCAACGAGGACGAGUUGAGCUGCCUUGCCUUGAGCAACGGGAAGUACGUGAUAACCGAUAUCGAUGGACUGCCGCAUCACAAACGAGAAGGUAUAUUGACGUCGUAUCAAAAUGGCGAAUGGGUGCCAUUCUGCAUCGAUACGAUAUCGGAAAAACCAGCUAUACUUUCGAAACGAAUGUGUUCCUACUUCGGGUUUGGCGCUUGCGAGUCCUUCAACGAAACUCGGAUGCAGAACGCGCCACUGGGGGUUAAGGCAUCGACGGCGUUGAACCUGUUACCCUACGAGUACAGCACUCCCAAUACCAUGUCCAUGGAGGAACCCCAAUGCACGGUUCUUUACCUGAGAUGUCUGCCGACGAUACAUUCGAUCCCAUUGACCUACCGUCUGAAAGGCAUCAACGAUCAAGAGGAGGACACUUACCUAUGGCCGUGGCACGCUGCUGUGUUUAUCGACGGUCGGUACCAGUGCUCGGCUGUUCUGCUUGAGCCAAGUUGGCUUCUGACAAGUGGCUACUGUGCCAAGGACCUGGAUUUGCAGCAAAAUUACACCGUAGCACUUAUGGGUGCGUCACGCUCGUACCUGCAAAUCGAUGGACCACAUCAGCAGACGAGUGUAGUCGACGAGAUAAAGAGCGUCAAGAAUUCGGAUGCGAUUUUGAUGCACCUCAAGCAGCCUGUUAAUAUGACUCGGCAUGUGCAGCCAAUGUAUCUUCAAAAAAGAACUCACCCAGCCUCAGAAUCCGACACGUGUGCAACGGUAGGUGUCGACAAGGAUGAAAAAACGAGGAGCAUUUUCCUCAGGGCGGUCCUCAACAACUGUCCCGUAAAUCGUCGGUGUUACGAGAAUGCCAACCCCAUAAAAUGCGAGAACGUAACCUCAAUGGAAUGGAGUGGGACGGUGGUUUGUCAUGGAUGCAGUGGAUGGUACCCGGCUGCUGUUUACCACGUGCAAGCAGGACCAUGCAGCUUUCAAACGAAGCAGAGCCUGUCCAGCAUAGACUACAUCAACACAAAUCUGAUCACCGGGAUGCAAGAAACUCCGCAAUCAAAUAUGUCCGAACCGUAUUGCGAGGGGUUCAGAUGCCCGUUAGGAAAGUGCAUAGAAUGGCCAAAGGUCUGUGACGGUGUUCCAAACUGCAGGAAUGGGGCUGAUGAGGAUCCAAAGUACUGUCAAGAGAUGAGGGACCGCUGCGCGAACGGAAUCGACGAUACGAUCGGAUGUCACUGCGCUCAAACCGAACUUCGCUGUGGGAACGGCCAGUGCAUACCAAAAUCAAUGUUUUGCGACGGAAAGAGUGACUGCGCUGAUGGAACUGACGAGCCGGAAACCGGAUGCAACUGUGCUGCCUACCUCAAGUUGACAGCGCCGAACUUGAUUUGCGAUGGAAGACGCCACUGCUUUGAUAAAUCUGACGAAAGCCCUAAGCUGUGCUACUGCAAGGACGCCAGCUUCAAGUGCGACGGAAGAGUCGAAGAGUGCGUGUCACAAGACUUUGUCUGCGACGGUGAUCAGGACUGUUCUUCAGGGGAUGACGAGAAAGAGUGUCAGGCUUUGCAGGCUCUGCCGUCAUACUCACCCGGUUACGGUGAGGUCAUUCAAAGGUCGUACGGCAUCUGGCACUCGCAGUGUUUCCCUGCCGGUUCUGUGGCCGAAAACGAGGGAAUCGAUCUCUGCACCGAGUGGGGCUACAAGUAUGUGAAAAACGUCACCGAGAGCGACGCCAGCGAUCCGAGAAACUCGCCGCUAGUUCCUGUUCUCGACAAAUUUUACAUGGUACGGUUGAAUAUGAAGGCUUGGGUCAUCAUGAGAGAUGACAAAGCUCUCGUCAGUUUACAUCCACCUGAUCAGACAUGCUACCGUCACUUUGUAACCUGCGCCUGAGCGUUUGAUCUUUUCUUUCCAUCAUUGCUCAGGGUCUACCAGCUACAGUAGAAUUUGAAAAGUAACGAGCCUCAGGGUGUUCACGUAUCUUCAAAGCUGAUAUCAUUGUUCGUUACAUUACGUAAUGUUACGCAACUCGAAACUUCGGGACUUAUUAUCUAAUGCUUCUAUUAAAAUACACGUGCUAACACCACGAGCUCGCACGCCAAUGUAUUAGUAUUUUAAUUUGUUUCCACCUGAGAUGAUUCUGUAAUUUAUUUUAUAUUUAUGCAAAAAUUACUUAACGCGUCUCUUUCUUUCGUCAAUCUACCUGAAUCGUCGAGGAUUUUUGACAACUCAAUUCAAUAACUAUAUACACAUUCACGUAGUUUCCUCAGCGUACUAUUAAGAAUUGUUUCUGUUACGACAAUAAGUACAUGUGUUAUAGACAGGUACAAACGGCAUCUGUUAUUUCUUAAAGUACGCAUACGACACAUUUAAUAAUUUGAAUUACCUGUAUAUUUAGUCUCUUGAGUUUUAACAUGUGAAUUCUUCGUCGUGUUGGAGCUCGAGAACCGAUCUGCAGAUCAAUCUCUUAAGCUUGUUAAGAUGUUCUUGUACUCACGGCUAUAGUACCGAAGCAAACUAUUAAUAUAGUAUUAGAAUAUAAGUGAAUUUGUAGUAUUCUAUUAUUUAUAUUUGAAAAGAAUUUUUCAUUCAAAAUAUGGGACAUGUAAAAAAGAGGAUGAGAAUAAAAAUGAUAUUUAUAU
Messenger RNA from Diprion similis, 6593 nucleotides. It is a transcript of the gene ndl, whose product is annotated as serine protease nudel. Gene Ontology annotation, biological process: proteolysis. The transcript has 23 exons. Gene Ontology annotation, cellular component: plasma membrane. Gene Ontology annotation, molecular function: serine-type endopeptidase activity; protein binding. The record is from RefSeq and is a predicted model, not a curated record. The coding region runs from base 115 to 5844 and encodes 1909 amino acids. NCBI's taxonomy places the organism in Eukaryota, Metazoa, Arthropoda, Insecta, Hymenoptera, Diprionidae.